UUAUUGGCAAAGCCCAGGAUCGUUAUUUUUUACACACCAUCAUGUGAUUGUCGGAAACUUCACCGCAGCUACAGCAGACUCAGCCCUGUUCCUGGACAAACAUUUAAACUUGAAUUUCCUAUUGUAUGGCACUGUUGCUCCGCUCGUACGUGUGAGCGCAUCUUUUGGCAGUUUCGCGUAAAAUCUCUCCAAGAUGUAUUGGUUCAUGCAAGGACUGUGCUUCCUACCAGCGUUUUUGGCCGUCUGGUCCUCAUGCACUUUCAUCGUUACCUACCUUAUUGCACUCUUCAGACGAGAUGUCGACCUAAUCUUUCCAUAUAUAAGUGACACAGGUGCAAACCCCCCAGAGAGCUGCAUUUUUGGCCUGAUGACAUUCAUUUCUGCAUGCGCAGGAAUAGCCACCAUAUAUGCCAGAUACAAGUUUGUGGAGAAGCUGAGUGAGGAAACAAGGGUGGUGAGCCCAUGUCUCAAUAAAUCUGCACUGGUGUCUGGGAUGCUCGCAUGUUUGGGCAUGUGUAUUGUUGCAACCUUCCAGGAAACAACAGUGACAAUAGCUCAUGAUGUGGGAGCUCUGCUGUUCUUUGUCACUGGUGUUUUGUACAUAAUCCUCCAGGCCAUUAUAUCACAUAAUGCCUAUCCAUUUGGGUCCUCCAUGAGUGUGUGUCGAGCACGUUUUGCUAUCGCCAUAAUUGCUACUUUGGGAUUUUUCCCCACUGUCAUCUGUGCCUUCUUUGUGAAACAAACUGAGCUGCACAGAGACACGCAAGACAAGGACUAUCCCUUCCAAUUAGCCAGCGCUGUGUGCGAGUGGAUUGUUUCCUUCAGCUUCAUCUGCUUCUUCCUCACAUACAUCGAAGAUUUCAAACUGUUUACCUUAAGAGUGAAAACAGAGUAUGAGGAGUAGUCAUGAACUGCAACUUCCAGCAAACGUUUGUAUGAAUAUUAGUAGUUUAAAAAUGUGCUGCAUUUAUUUUUGUAAACCUUUUAUGCUGAUAUAUUUUUUUAUUUUACACUGCACAGCUUUUCUACAAUUUUAUACCACCUGACUGAAUUUGUAGGUAGAAAACAUCAGGCACCUUUUUACAUUGUUAUUUAUACAUUUUGGACAACUGGUGUGAAGUUAUAGAGGAGAAAACUGACCAUUGCCUGUAUCUUUAUACUUUUUAUACAAUCUAAAAUCAUUUACAAGUGUACUUAUUACUGCCUGUGUUCACUCAAAUGUCACUUUGCACUUUGCUCUUGAGACACCAGCACGGCACAUCCUGUCAGACCUGUGACUACUAUUAAGAGAAGUUCAUCACACAGUGAACACAUGAUUGCUACACGUGGUUAAAUGACAGUUUCACUCAAACUCAUAGCAAGUUUGUCUCUGGGUACAUGGCGGUUUAGACAGUAGGCUUACUUAUGUUUUGAAAGAAAAUGGUAAAGCAGAGUUAUCUCACUGAUACUGUAUGUAGGACUUCAAAUGGGACUAUUAUUCAAAUGCUGCCAGUUCCUUAACCCAAGUUUUUAUUUAAAUUUUGAGCCUGUUGUGUUUUCUUUGUGUUGACUGAAUGAACUCAUGAAUUUGUUUGCUAAGUACAGCUGCCAAAUUGAAUUGCUGUAAUAAAAUAAACAGGAAUUGAGGAUGAUUAGAAUUAAAGACACAUUCUCCGUUCGCUUUCAGGCAGAUAAAUAAAGCCUUUAUUCUCUGUGGUUCCCGACUUUUUGGCCUAUGACCCGUCCAAACAAAAUAAAUGUCUACUUGCAGCCCCUAGUCAAAGAUUAGUGUGGACAGCAGGUCAACCAAAGUGACUUUUCCAUCACAAAUGGUUUAAUUUGCAGGAUUUUCAGGGGCCUGAAGAGGCAAGUAUUUCCAGCAUUUUGUGCAAAUUUAGUAACUUGAGAAAAGUCUGAAUUAUCUUGUGAAGGAGAAAUAUAAUUUGUUUUUCAGAUUGUCAAGCCCCAGGUUGGGAACUGCUCCUUAAGGGCAUACUACCAAUACUGUAGCUAUUUUGAUAUGCAGAUAUUUUGCAAUGGUAUGGGUGAGUAACAUCACUGGGGACACUAGAAAUUACUUGACGCAUGGGAGAGUAAAUAAAUGCUGUCAGACUGCUUGAGAUGUUUUUAAUUACCAUUUUACAUGCUGAGAAAAGUGGUCUGACUUUUGUGUCAUAGUGUUUGCCCAAUUAAAGAUACAUUUAAGUAUCAGCCGAUAUAUUCAAUGGUCAGCACAUUAAAGAGUAUUCCUUUUUAGAUCUCUAGGUCUAUAUUUGGUGAUUAGUAGAUGGGACUAAUUCACUUACUAAGGAAAAAUCCUGUGCUGUAAUGUGUAAGUAGACAGAAUGGAGGUCACAUGAACAUACCUUAUUAACCUGUUCACUACAUAUACUGUAUUUACUAGGAAAAUUAUUAUUUGUAUUGGUACGGUUUUGCUUAUAACAUAAUGUACUGUACAGAUGAUGAUGCACUGCUGAGCUUAAAAAUAAAGGUAUACUUUUUUUUAA
Molecule: messenger RNA, 2486 nt
Organism: Micropterus dolomieu (smallmouth bass)
Lineage: Eukaryota; Metazoa; Chordata; Actinopteri; Centrarchiformes; Centrarchidae
Gene: dram1
Product: DNA-damage regulated autophagy modulator 1
Exons: 7
Coding region: 194-904 (236 amino acids)
Biological process (GO): regulation of autophagy
Cellular component (GO): lysosome
Source: RefSeq, a predicted model, not a curated record